Messenger RNA from Melampsora larici-populina 98AG31, 369 nucleotides. RefSeq lists its product as uncharacterized. Bases 1 to 369 code for a protein of 122 amino acids. The record is from RefSeq and is a predicted model, not a curated record. The transcript has a single exon. NCBI's taxonomy places the organism in Eukaryota, Fungi, Basidiomycota, Pucciniomycetes, Pucciniales, Melampsoraceae.
AUGAUUCUCAACAAAUACACAACUUUAGGAGCCUUAAUCUUUCUUUCUCUGGUCCAUUUCUCAAGUGAAAAUUUAGGAAAAGACAUCAAUUUAGUUGAUCAUAAUCUCCCAACUUGCCCUGGUUGUACAAACCAAAUCACAAUCCUUGGCAAAUACAAUCAGGACUGUGGACACCCAAUCACUUGUGAUUGUGAUCAUACAUGGGGUUUAGACUGUCAAGCCAUCGUGGCAAAGUAUGAUUACUAUUGCUCAAACUGUGGCAUACAAACUGGCUAUAACUGUCGUGCAGUACAUAAUCUGAAAUGUGAGAUUUCACAUAAAGGAAUUCCCAAAAAGUUUCUUGGCUUCAAAAAUGAGUCUGCAGAAUGA